Drosophila melanogaster (fruit fly) is the source of this 1552-nucleotide messenger RNA. RefSeq lists its product as uncharacterized. The transcript has a single exon. Gene Ontology annotation, molecular function: potassium channel activity. The record is from RefSeq and is marked reviewed. Gene Ontology annotation, biological process: potassium ion transmembrane transport. Gene Ontology annotation, cellular component: membrane. Lineage: Eukaryota; Metazoa; Arthropoda; Insecta; Diptera; Drosophilidae. The coding region runs from base 262 to 1431 and encodes 389 amino acids.
AGUUGAAUUUUGGCGCCCGCGCUGAUCGGUUGUGCAGUCGGGAAAAUCUCACGUUUGAUCUUGUGGAAAAUGUGCCGUGCAAAGGCGUGGGUCUAUUUUUAGACAACUUGCUGAUUUCCACACUCGCCGCCGUGCUCUAAAUCAGAUUGAGAAUCGAUAACUGUCCAAUUAAUUGCACAUCGUCGGGCUCAAAGGCCAUUCGACCAGAAGGGAGAUAUCCGGAAUCUGUGGAAUCGGUUAUAUAAUCCAUGUGCGACUAAAAUGGCCAGCAAAUUUCAGAGGAAACCAUCUCCCGGCGGAACUGUAGGCAUGGGAGGGGGGCCAUCGAGUGUUUCCUCUACGCCGAGCAACCAGCCGAGGAAAAGGGUGAAACGCUGCUGCCGCAACUUCGUCACCUUUAUGUGCACCCAGGUGGGCGUGGGCGCUCUGAUCGUGAUCUAUGCCAUCUGUGGAGCAUUCGCCUUCAUGCACAUCGAGCGCCAGUUUGUGGACGAGACGGCUGGCCAUGUGAUGGAGCUGCGUCAGAACUGCUCCCAGCAGCUGUGGAGCAUCACGGAGCAGCACAACAUAAUCGAUCGUCGACGCUGGACGGAGGCCACGAACGAUGUACUGAGGGAGUACCAGUCGCAAAUAGCCGGAGUUGUCAAACACGGCUAUGUGGGCAGAAGUCCAGAGCAGAUCUGGAGCUUUCCGGCUGCCCUAAUGUUCUGCCUGUCGGUGAUAACCAUGAUUGGCUACGGCAACAUGGUGCCACGAACUCCGUGGGGCAAGGGAUUCACCGUGAUCUAUGCCACCUUUGGCAUACCGCUCUACAUCCUGUACUUCCUCAACAUGGGCAGAGUGCUGGCCAGAUCGUUUAAGUUCCUCUACCGAUCACUGCACGACUGCACCCAGGAGCACCCGCGCCUGGAUCGAAUGGACGCCCUUGAGGGUGGUGUUGGCAUGACACGCAAAAAGGUCAUUGUGCCGUCGACCGCUUGCCUGUGGGUCAUUUUCUUUUACGUUCUCACCGGCACCGUGAUGUUUGCCAAUUGGGAGAAGUGGAGCUUACUGAACAGCUUUUACUUCUGCAUGACCUCGCUGUGCAAGAUUGGAUUUGGCGACUUUGUGCCCGGUGCCUCGCUGACUACCAGUGCGGAUGUGAAUGCAGCGACGCAAAAGUUGCAGGAGGACAUUUCAGCCGAUCCUGCCGAGCUGGCCCAGCUACAGUCCGUGGCCGCCGAUCAGCACUCCAAAUUGGCCAUCAAUUUUGUCUACAUGCUGCUGGGCAUGGGUCUGGUGGCCAUGUGUCGCAACCUGAUGCGCGAAGAGGUGCGCCUAAAGGCACGCGAGAUGCGCGAGGACGCCAAACUUUGCAUGGAGGACACCAGGCUGCGAUUCGUUGGCUGUUGCGGGAAUCCUAGGGACGCGUACGAGGAUGAUUACUACUAGGAUAAGAAGAGGUUGUUAGGAGGGGUUUCAAACAAGGACGUCCCUUAUUUAGAUUUAUAUUUCAUCACUAAUCCGAAAUGGUUCUAUUCUGAUGGAACUAAAGAAAAAGCAAGUGUAUUAU